AUGCCCCCAAAAGCAACAGCAUCACGCCGAUCGAGGACUCGUCAACCACGUACACAAAAUCGUCUCGAUACAAAAGAAUUCAGAGAAGCAACGCGGGCUGUUAUUCGCAAACACCUAUCCAAUAUCGAGAAAAAAUACGCUAUAGUGUCAACCACACUGCCCUUGGAAGAAUUACUGUUGGGAGGCAAAAAGAAGAGAGGUUGUCGAGGGAUAAGUAGGCCUCAAAAUGCCUUUGUGCUGUACCGUAAAGACGUGCAAGCUCGACUAUUGUUAGAAAGAGAAAAUAAAUUAGGAAAUACGGCAGAGGAUUCUAGUAAGCUCAGUCCAAAAAAUGCGUCCGGCUUUUUCAGUGAAAUUUCCUCGACCGCUAGUAAAGAGUGGGCAAAGGAAACGCAAAGUGUAAAGAAUUUCUUUCUUGAGUUGAGCAAAGCUGCAUAUUCUAUCCAUAAAGAGCUUUUCCCAGAAUACAAGUAUUGUCCCAAAAGUGGUAAAAGGAGCAUUGCAAGGAGAAAAAUGGAACUUGAGAACAAUGAAUUGUCACACGAACGCAAAAGACCUGCUACCAGUGCUAAAAUUAGUAUUUCGAGUGCUAGUGAUACAGCAACCACAAAUCCUGUCGUUGACUCUCCUGCCAAAGUCUGCUGUAAUACCGUAUAUCCUGAUUGUGAUAAUUCCGCAAAGCGAAAUGCCAAAUUAACAUGUUACCCAAGAACAAACGUAUCCACAAUGCCUACUGCCCUUACUUUUACUCCUUCUGCUGCUGCUUAUACCGUUGCUGCCAACCGCCUACUUGACGAAACUACUUGGGAUAUCAGUGAUUUGAGUGAUGAAAACGUAUGUGAUAUCAGCGAUGACAGUGAUGGAUGGUGGCCAGGCUCAGAAUACAACAUCGACUAUGCUAGUUAUUUCCUUGAUGACAACAAUGUCGAUGAGAACGUUUCUCCAACUGAUGAUGCUACUACAAUUGCCGAUACGUCAUUGGUCAAUUCCUUUUCACUCUUUCAGCCAACUCAGAUACCACUGCUUUUCCAGAAUGAUUUGCCCAUUACGCCCACUGCAGAAACUUGCAUGCCGUUUCCUUUUAAUGGAUCCGUGUGCAACACCAUCCAGUACCAAUCUUUAACAGCUCCUGAAUUCGAAUCUUCGUUAUAUGGUACCUUUGACAAUACUCUGCUGGAUUUGCCAUUGAAUGUGAAUACGGAGUAUGACGAAGGCAUUAAUCAAUAUACGACGUAUCCGGAGCGGACAAUCAACGUGGGAAACAAUGCAUACAAUGAAAGCACAUAUGACGUCCAUCAAUAUGGCGAUUGUCAUGGCGAGUUUGGCGAGAGAUAA
This is a messenger RNA of Paraglomus brasilianum, 1335 nucleotides long. Lineage: Eukaryota; Fungi; Glomeromycota; Glomeromycetes; Paraglomerales; Paraglomeraceae. The record is from the annotation of a GenBank genome assembly.